AUGUCUGAAAAGCCUGCUACUCAAACUGCCCCAAGCACAGCUUAUGCUGGUUACCCUCAAUCUCGGAUGCCAUACAAUGGAAGCGGCUACCAGGCUUACGGCGGAGGAUUGAACAUGACCAACCCCAACCCACUAGCCAACAUGCAGAACCUGAAGGCCACCCUUCCAGCGACUGGUCAAGUCGACAAUGACAUGAAUGGCACUACCCGUCAAGGCUACAACAGUCCUCUCAUGGUCCUUCCAUCUGGUCAAACAAUUCCUCUCACCAACUACUAUGGUCCAACUCAAGCCUCAACUGGAGAUAACACCUCACAAGUUCCAUACCUCCCAACAGGCAUGUACCCAAACUUCCUUGGAACUACAGGCAUGGCUUCAGGAGCCCUCCCAGGAUACGGCUGGCCAUCGCCAUACACUAUGGCAGCCACUCUCGCAGGCUUCGAUCCUGCUCGUCGAGGCUCAUGGUCGUCAAAUGAAGAGAAUGUCUCCACCAACCAGGCCGCUGUACUUCAGGCUCAGACCGACUAUUACCCAGGCUACCCAUACAUGUCUACGAUGCCAGCCGCUGCCCACUACAUUGCCGGACCAAUCCAACCCAUGAAGUGUAUGGACAACAAGUCAUACGAAAUGGUCAACCUUGACGAGCUGGUCUCCCGUGAUCCACCCAUUCCUCGUGCCGUCCCGGCUCUUUGGACCAACCAGGAGGAGCUCAGUCUUGCCAAAUGUCUCCAAAACCCAGAGGGUAUUACCAACGUCUACAUUCGUGGCUUCAUGCCGGAUACCACCGACGAAGACCUUGAGCGUUGGGCUUCUCGCUUUGGUGAGAUCGAGUCAUGCAAGGCCAUCAUCGAACAGGACACGGGCAAAUGCAAAGGUUUCGGCUUCGUCAUGUACUAUUCUCCUGCUGCUGCGGAGAAUUGCAUCAGAGGGUUCUUCCACCUCGGCUUCCAAGCCAGCUAUGCUCAGAAAUCCCGCAACUCUCGUCUCAAGGACCUCGAAGACAGAGGUUCUACCAACAUCUACUGCACGGGUGUCCCCAUCGACUGGAAUGAAUCGGAUCUGGCCAAGCACUUUCUCCCCUACCGUGCCAUUUCCACCAAGAUUUGUCGAGACGUGCCAUCGGGAGUCAGCAAGGAGGUUGGCUUUGCCAGGUUCGACACUCGUGAGAUUGCGGAACAUGUCAUCAAAGAGUACCACUCUGCCCACAUCGAGCACGACGGUGUCAAGCUGUUCCUUCGCUUUGCCGAUACCAAAGCUCAGAAGCAACUCAAGCAGCAAAGUCAAGAACGCCGCAACUGGCGCAGUCGUGAAUACAGCUUUUCAGUUGAGCACACUCCGUCUCCGACCUUGACACGACUUCAGAACAUGGGCGAUCACAUCAGUCCCAAUGGAAGCUACCAGUCCCCUGCUGGAGCUAGCAAUGCCUUCACCCCAGCGACGUCAGUCUCUCCGGCUGAUUUGCCAGGUGUGAACAAUGUGAACAAGCCUGUGAGCGUCACUCGCAGCUCUGCCUGGCCAAUGCAGGGUGGCCUUCAGUCAAUCACCAAUACCACCACUGUCCGCACCAACAUGCCAGUCAUUUCGGCUCCCAACACAUACAUCGAAGUUCCACCAAAGACUACGGCCAUUGUUCCCAUCAUGCCCGACACGGGUGAUUCCAAGAAGACUAGAACACCUAGCCCAAAGACAGUCACCAUCAAGGUUGAGCCUGCCAGCGGCAAGGAGAACCUGACCACCACCCCUCCACGAUCCAGCAAAUGA
Exophiala viscosa is the source of this 1758-nucleotide messenger RNA. RefSeq lists its product as uncharacterized. The transcript is spliced from 7 exons. Gene Ontology annotation, cellular component: nucleus; ribonucleoprotein complex; cytosol. Gene Ontology annotation, molecular function: poly(U) RNA binding; mRNA 3'-UTR binding; poly(A) binding. Bases 1 to 1758 code for a protein of 585 amino acids. The record is from RefSeq and is a predicted model, not a curated record. NCBI's taxonomy places the organism in Eukaryota, Fungi, Ascomycota, Eurotiomycetes, Chaetothyriales, Herpotrichiellaceae.